AUGAGUGAAAGUGGGUAUACGUUGAUAUAUGAGCCAAAUACGGCUAGCAAGGUUUCCGUAAAUGAAUACAAAACCUUGUUGGAAAAGGGAAAGGACGAUGUUAAAGUUGAUACAAUGAAGAAGAUCAUAAUCACCGUACUUAAUGGUGACCCUUUACCCGAUCUUUUGAUGCACAUCAUUAGGUUUGUCAUGCCAUCCAAGAAUAAAGAAUUGAAGAGAUUGUUGUAUCAUUACUGGGAGGUUUGUCCAAAACUUGACAGUUCAGGUAAAAUGAGACAUGAAAUGAUUCUUGUUUGUAAUGCGAUACAGCGUGACUUGCAACAUCCCAACGAAUACAUUAGGGGUAUCACGUUGAGAUACUUGACCAAGUUGAAGGAGCCUGAGUUGUUGGAGACUUUGGUCCCCAAUGUUCGCCAGUGCCUUGAGAACAGACACGCGUAUGUGCGUAAAAAUGCUGUUUUCGCACUUUGGUCGAUCCACAAGGUCAGUGAUCAUUUAUGCCCUGAUGUUGAUGAAUUAGUCUACCGCUUUUUGUACGAUGAGAAUGAUUCGGUUUGCAAGAGGAAUGCAUUUGUUUGUCUUGGUGACUUGAAUAGGAAUGCCGCGUUGCAGUACAUCCAAGAUAACAUCAGUGUCAUUGAUACCUUGGAUCCAUUAUUGCAAUUGAGUUUUAUUGAGUUUUUCAAAAAGGAUUCAUUGUUGAACCCAGCUUUGAAGCAACAAUAUGCCCAAUUGGUCACUGAAAUGGUUGAAAGCUCAUCCAAUGUCGUUAUGUACGAAGCAGCAAAUGCGUUAACAUCCUUGAGCUCAAAUUCAGCUUCUAUUCUUUUGGCAGGAAGCAAGUUUGUUGAGUUGGCCAACAAAGAAGCCGACAACAACGUAAAGAUUAUUACCUUGGAAAGAAUCAAGGAAUUGAACAAACAACACCCAGGAGUUUUGCAAGAUUUAUCAUUGGAGAUUUUGAGAGUCUUGUCUUCACAAGAUGUGGCUGUGAGAAAGAAGGCAUUGGAUGUUACUCUCGAGUUUAUUACCUCGAGAAACGUGGAGGACGUUGUAAAAUUGUUAAAGAAGGAGUUACAGGCCACCAGCUCAUCCAAUGACGAUAAGAAUAUGGAAUACAGACAGUUGUUGAUCAACGCUAUCCAUCAAUUGGCCAUCAAAUUUGUUGAAGUUGCUGCAAAUGUCAUUGAUUUGUUGUUGGACUCUAUUGCCGAUUUGAACUCCACAUCAGCAUAUGAGGUCAUAACCUUUGUGAAAGAGGUUGUUGAAAAAUUCCCCGAUUUAAGGGAUUCUAUUAUCAAGAAGCUUAUUCAGACAUUGCCCAAUGUCAAGAGUGGCAAGGUGUUUAGAGGUGCCUUUUGGGUUAUUGGUGAAUACGCUUUGGAUGAACAUUUGAUACAGGACGCAUGGAAGUAUAUCAGAUCCAGUAUUGGCGAAGUACCUAUUGUAGCAAGUGAGUUGAAAGCAAAAGAGCCGGCCAAUACAGAAGGAGGUGAAGACGAGGAACAUCCACACAAAAAGAAGGGUCCUACUGUUUUGCCAGAUGGUACUUAUGCCACUGAGUCUGCUUUAACUGCUGAGGUCAAUGGUAGUGGGUACGAAGACGAGACGAAAACUCCAGUUAGAAAACAGUUGCUUGCUGGAGAUUUCUAUCUAGGGGCAGUAUUGUCAUCGACACUAGUCAAGUUGAUACUUCGUUUGCGCAAAUUGAACACCCAACCCAAGAUUUUGAAUGCUUUGAAAGCAGAGGCAUUAUUGAUCAUGGUGUCAAUUUUGAGAUUGGGAGAGAGCUCGUUGGUCACAAAGAAGAUUGAUGAAGAUUCUGCGGAUAGAAUUUUUGCUUACAUUAAAAUUUUAAAUGACGAGCAAGAUGUGCAAGAGAUAACCACGAGUUUCCUUGAUGACACUAAAGACGCUUUCAAAGCUCAAAUUACUGAUGUUGAGGCAAAGAAGGCAGAAGAGGAGGCUAGAGACUUGCAUGCAAAUGCCGAUCAAAUAGAUGAUGCGAUCGUGUUUAGACAGCUUGAUAAGGACAACAAGGCAGGCCAGAAGGUGGCUGAUGAUCUUGCGGUAGCCUCUGGAAGUGACUUGAAGAAGGAGAAUUUGUCAUCGAGAUUGAGCCACAUAUUGCAGUUGACUGGAUUUUCGGAUCCAAUAUACGCAGAAGCUUUUGUGAAAGUGCACCAAUACGAUGUAGUGUUGGAUGUGCUUUUGGUUAACCAGACAACAACAACGUUGCGUAAUCUUUCAGUCGAAUUUGCAACAUUGGGUGAUUUGAAAGUUGUCGACAAACCAACCACCACAAACAUCGGCCCACACGGAUUUUACAAAAUUCAAACCACAAUCAAAGUUACAUCUGCCGAUACGGGUGUCAUUUUUGGAAAUAUUAUAUACGACGGACACCAUUCUGACGAAUCUACGAUUGUGAUUUUGAACGAUGUCCACGUUGACAUUAUGGACUACAUUAAACCUGCUGUUUGUACCGAAAGCCAAUUCCGCAAGAUGUGGAAUGAGUUUGAAUGGGAGAACAAGAUCACCAUCAAAUCGCCAAUAAGCUCUUUGAAAAACUAUCUUGACGAGCUAAUGAAGGGAACCAACAUGGAGUGCUUGACACCGGGAGCUGUUGUUGGAGAAGAAUGCCAAUUUCUCUCAGCAAAUUUGUACUCAAGAUCGACAUUCGGCGAAGACGCAUUGGCCAACUUGUGUAUCGAGAAGCAAAGCGAUGGUCCUAUUAUUGGACACGUUAGGAUAAGAUCAAAGGGCCAAGGAUUGGCAUUGAGUUUGGGUGACAGAGUUGCGUCGAUAUCCCGGAAAGGCAAAAAUGCUGUAGUUACUCGUGUUUAG
This is a messenger RNA of Lodderomyces theae, 2844 nucleotides long. It is a transcript of the gene SEC26, whose product is annotated as coatomer subunit beta. Gene Ontology annotation, biological process: intracellular protein transport; endoplasmic reticulum to Golgi vesicle-mediated transport; intra-Golgi vesicle-mediated transport. The transcript has a single exon. NCBI's taxonomy places the organism in Eukaryota, Fungi, Ascomycota, Pichiomycetes, Serinales, Debaryomycetaceae. The record is from RefSeq and is a predicted model, not a curated record. Gene Ontology annotation, molecular function: structural molecule activity. Gene Ontology annotation, cellular component: COPI vesicle coat; cytoplasm. Bases 1 to 2844 code for a protein of 947 amino acids.